AUGGCGUCUAAUGCAGAGUCCAACAUUAUAAAUAAUCAAGAACAACCGACCGGUGGUUGGAGAACAUGGCUGCCAUACCGUGCUACUGCUGCUACAUCCACGUCACAAGAGGAACAAUCCGCUGCCAAUGUAGAUGAAACGACACCUGAAGAGAUAAUGGACCAACAGAGAUGGUAUAGUAAUGUUUGGAACAAAAUAUCAGAGUAUAGAACUGGUCCAACAGAUAGAGAACGAUUAAUGAUCAACUCUAACGCAAGGUACUCUCAAUUAAACGUUCAACAAAUAUCAUACUUGGAAACAGAAUCCAUUAAAUGCAUAAAGCAAAGAUCACAUACAUGGUGUUGGUAUGAAAAUUUGACAGGCUUGAACGUUAAGGAUUUGGCCUCAUGGACGGAACGAAAUGGUGUGGUCAGUGUUUUUGGGACUGGGUCGGGAAAGUGCCCUUUACCUUUAAAUAAAUACCCUAUGGAAACCCAUCCUGGCUAUCACGUCUACAUUAAAAACUCCACUAUCUUGCCUGCAGAUUCUCCUUUGGAGAUUUAUCACAAUAUGCCAUUUAAGACCAAAAUUGCAACUGCAGUGAAGGAUUAUUAUAAUUUCUCCCGAGAAAACCAUCUCUAUUUGAAGAAGGAUACUGUUUCGCCAUUAAAAGAAAGGAAAAUCUUAAUAAUAUCAAUCGUAGGAUGGUUGCCUGAAAAAUACGAAAGAUCAUCUAUCGGGGAACAAAGGACAGCUCAAUAUCUUUGUAAAAAAUUGGCACAAUCGUUACAGUUUGAAGCUCCAUCAGAGAUAAAAUCUUUGUCCUUUGAAUGUCCCUUAGAUAGUUCAGAUACUAUGACAGUUUUAAAUGAAUGCUUAGAACUAAUAAGCCAUUGGAAUGAUCACUUCAAUGAAGUGGACAAUGUUUUCUUUAUUGGCGUAUAUCAUAGUGUUCCCUUAAUGAUAUUACUCGCCAGAAAUAUCUUGGAAAGAGCUACUGAAUUUAAAAUUAAAAAGAAUACCAAUAUUGGGUUACUUGCCAUUGAAUCAUGUUUAGGCGGGUAUCGAUUCUGGGAUCACAGUACUGAUUUUACAACAAGUACGGAGGAAGAUAACAAAAAGAUACAACAAAAUAGAGAGAAGCAAUUGUUUCAGGGGUUAAGUAAGAAUGAACAGGAAGUCCUUUCAAAAAUUAAAUCAUAUAAAGAAAUAGGUUCUGCUGAAUCCAAAUUAAUUCAAGGAAAUUUGAACUGGUUGUUGUUAAAUUGGGAUUCUCUUAGAUUAACAUUAUUUGGGAAAUUAUAUGAUAAUUUUAUGACCAUUACGCAAAAAUUGGCUAUAGAUUACAAGCAUCCUAAGAUUAUUAGAAACAUUUGGUGUAAUGGGAAAUACCUCUCCAUUGACACUAGAAGACCUAAUGACUUAGGCAUACAAGACAUCCAUAUGAAGUCACCAAAUUUUGAGGCAGAGAUAAAGAUCCCUAAGGAGCGUAAUUUUGAAGUCACAUUAAUGAAUAACCUAAUAUUGACACAGAACUUAGGGAAGGAAGAAUUUAUUCCAGUAUUGAAGCUACUUAGCCCUUUUUUUAUUUCUAGGUCAUUUAACGAAAAUACAAUUUCACCGUCCAUGAGGAAACAAAAGCAAAAUGAUUUAAAAACUUGGUUACAAGAAAUGGAUGAUAAAUGGGGGACUGUGACCGUGACAGAUAAUUAUAACGAUGAGUUGCCUGAAAAUUUAGCAUCAGUGUAUAAGUUUUUGGAAUAUUCGCAUUACGAGAGCUUAAAGUAUCCUGAUCUAAUCCAAAUAUAUGAUGAUAUUUAUGACGAUGAUUCCAUGUAUAGAACCUUUAUUCAAAACACAACACUAACCAAGAAACCCUUGACUAUCCAGGCAUUAAAGGUAUUGCCCAAUACCUCAUCUCCUUCCAGUAUUUUAAGCACAGUCAACCAAUACGAUCUAGUGUGGAAAUUUCACGAGGCUCUAUCGAAAUUCAUUCAACUUCGAAAUCUGCCAGAACAAGAGGGUAUCAAUACUGUUGACUUUUCCAUUACAUUAGAUACCACAUGUUGGAAACAAAUAUUUUCAGAUGAUUCCAAGUUUAAUAAGGAUAAUACUGAAGCUAUUGCCAGAGUUAUUCAGAUAUGGGAAAAAUACCAAGAUUGGAGUCCACCAACAAGAGGGUUGAAACAAUUAAAAAAUAUACUUAGUGUUCUCUCCCUAUACAAUACUCCUUCAAAACUCGUAAAGGAUAUCCAACGGAAAUAA
Messenger RNA from Naumovozyma castellii, 2244 nucleotides. RefSeq names its product Cvm1p (gene CVM1). The transcript has a single exon. Lineage: Eukaryota; Fungi; Ascomycota; Saccharomycetes; Saccharomycetales; Saccharomycetaceae. The record is from RefSeq and is a predicted model, not a curated record. Bases 1 to 2244 code for a protein of 747 amino acids.